AUGUGUAUUAGUGCAAACCCGGUUUGGUUCGUCUACACACCUAACUGUACUGGACUGUAUUUCAACAGCCAUCCCAUUCAGAAUAUUCUUACUGGGCUCAUUUGUCAGUGUGCUGGCACUCCCUUUGCCAUUGUGCUGGCUUUUGCCUACAGUCUGUUCACCAACCUUGUCAACGGCUUUCAGUUACACUGGUUGUGUUUAUUGGCACUUUUAUUGAAAUCUACUUCUGUUCUUUCUCUCGUUAACUCUCCGUUCCUUAAUCGUGCCCUUACACAGAUUAUCACGGCCGGUCCUACACACGCUCCCCUCCUAGAACCCUUCUACGCCGAUUGA
This is a messenger RNA of Theileria orientalis strain Shintoku, 333 nucleotides long. RefSeq lists its product as hypothetical. NCBI's taxonomy places the organism in Eukaryota, Apicomplexa, Aconoidasida, Piroplasmida, Theileriidae. The record is from RefSeq and is a predicted model, not a curated record. Bases 1 to 333 code for a protein of 110 amino acids. The transcript is spliced from 2 exons.